AUGAAGUUCUCUGCCAUCACUGUCUUCGGCUUUCUCGCCGCUGGUGCCAUCGCUGGUGGUGACGACUACAAAAAGUCUAACAAGUGCUCCAAGAUCAUCUGGGAGCCCGCGAGAUGCAAGCCCAUCCCCUACGGUGACAAGCGCGACGUGGAGGAGCGUGAGGCCGAGGCCGAGGCCGAUUAUGGCGACUACUCCUACCCGUCCAAGGUCUGCCACAUGAAGUGCCCCGACAAGAAGGCCAAGUACACCAAGUACGGCUGGGACUAUAGCUACGCUCGAUACGAAGGCUCCUUCGACGUCUCUGUCGACUGCAAGAAGGGCGGCGACUACAAGGUCACUGGCGUUGUCGGCCCUUGUGAGCCUGGCAGCAAGGACGACUGCCUCACCGUCACCUACAAGGGCGGAUACUGGCCUUCGGACAAGAAGAUCUCGUACCUGGGCAUCUACCCCUCGCCUUCCGGCCCCAAGUCCCUGAAGAAGCUCAACGCCAACGCCUACUGCUUCGGCGACAAGUGCACCAUACCCUUCUCCGAGAUUGGCGACCACGGUGAUCUCUGCGGUGACAAGUACUACAUUGCUAUCGACGCCGGCCGCUGCCCUUCUGAGCCCUACGGUCAGAAGUCCGCCGACAAGAUCUCCUUCGUCAAGCUUGAGAUCGAGUGCAUCGGCAAGAAGACGUGCCAGUCUUGGUGCUGCAAGACCGACUACUGA
Molecule: messenger RNA, 711 nt
Organism: Ilyonectria robusta
Lineage: Eukaryota; Fungi; Ascomycota; Sordariomycetes; Hypocreales; Nectriaceae
Exons: 1
Coding region: 1-711 (236 amino acids)
Source: RefSeq, a predicted model, not a curated record